UACUGUCCCCACACCCCUCAUCUCUCCUCCCCUUCCAAGACUCAUCACCAUUUCCCUUCUCUCCAAACAAAGGAACAAAGACAAUUGACAAAUCCAAUUUUCAUUUUCAAUCAAGAAAUCAACAACUACACAAGCAGACAUCAAAACCUUAGCAGCGGCAGCAGCGGCCAUGAAUCCUCAACAACAACAACAACAACAACAAAACCCAGUAGAUCCUGACCAGCCGCUACUCCCGACAAUUAAGAUCCACCACCACCCUUCUCCCCCACGCCACCCUCACCCACCCUCCGCCACUCCUACUCUCACCCCCACCACUCGCCGCAAGAUUGGUGUCGCCGUCGACCUCUCUGACGAGUCAGCCUACGCUGUCCGCUGGUCUGUCCACCACUACAUCCGUCCUGGCGACUCUGUCAUCCUCCUCCACGUCAGCCCUACCUCCGUCCUCCUUGGCGCUGACUGGGGCCCACUCCCACUCUCCACUCCCACGCAAUCGCAACUCGAUCUCUUGAACAAUAAUAGCAAAUUUAAUAGUGAAAUUGAUAGUAAAACUAAAAAUGAGAAUAGUGAGAAGCCACAGCCCCGGCAAGAGGAUGAUUUCGAUGCUUUCACGGCUUCGAAAGCGGCGGAUAUUGCGAGGCCUUUGAAGGAAGCGCAGAUUCCGUAUAAGAUUCAUAUUGUGAAAGAUCAUGAUAUGAAGGAAAGGUUGUGUUUGGAAAUUGAGAGGUUAGGGUUGAGUGCGGUUAUUAUGGGGAGUAGAGGGUUUGGUGCAGCGAUAAGAGGGAGCGAUGAGAGAUUGGGUAGUGUAAGUGAUUAUUGUGUUCAUCAUUGUUUUUGUCCUGUCGUUGUUGUUAGAUAUCCUGAGGAUAAGGAUUGUGGUCGGGACUGAGCCGGAGGCAGUUGUUAAUGUGCCGGAGGAUGUGGAGGAGGCUGCGGGGGGGAAAACUAAAGAUGCCUAGUUUGAACUACUAUAUCGUGACCGAUCCAUCUCCACAGCAGUAUGCAGCCGGAUCUUGGUUUUUGUUCUUCAGUUUGCAUUUAUCUGUGCAAUGUUAUCUUGUCAUGCCCCUUCAUUCCACUCCCCCCAUUAUCACAUAUAUGAUGGAGGAGGUGUCACAGUCAGCAGAGAUUAGGUGAACAUGCUGAGGAGUUAAUAAGAUGUUCUUGUUUGGGUCUCCUGUUUGUGCUAAUAGACAGAUUGUAGGGUGAUCUUUUCUCCCUUGCGACUCUUGUCAGAAGUUUCUCAUACUUGGGAGGAUUUGUUACACUCGCACGGCUGAUCAAUGGUGUUAGGUUUCUGGAUAUUCUUGUAGGCUUUUGGAAAUAUGUUUUAAUGGAUUAUAAUGUACAUCGUUUUGGUGUUGAA
Messenger RNA from Populus trichocarpa (black cottonwood), 1363 nucleotides. RefSeq names its product universal stress protein PHOS34. The record is from RefSeq and is a predicted model, not a curated record. Bases 170 to 886 code for a protein of 238 amino acids. NCBI's taxonomy places the organism in Eukaryota, Viridiplantae, Streptophyta, Magnoliopsida, Malpighiales, Salicaceae. The transcript is spliced from 3 exons.